Trichosporon asahii var. asahii CBS 2479 is the source of this 561-nucleotide messenger RNA. RefSeq names its product 30S ribosomal protein S18. Gene Ontology annotation, biological process: translation. Gene Ontology annotation, molecular function: structural constituent of ribosome. NCBI's taxonomy places the organism in Eukaryota, Fungi, Basidiomycota, Tremellomycetes, Trichosporonales, Trichosporonaceae. The transcript is spliced from 2 exons. The coding region runs from base 1 to 561 and encodes 186 amino acids. The record is from RefSeq and is a predicted model, not a curated record. Gene Ontology annotation, cellular component: ribosome.
AUGGCCUCCCUCUUUCGCUCGCGCGCGCUGCACACCUCUGCCCGGGCGGCAUCCGAGGACACGCGCAAGGCAACGUCCGACUUUCUUGCGCGCCUGACCGCAGGACGCAACUCUGGCGCCGCCUCGGCCGCCAGCACGAAUAGCGCCGCGCGCUCAAUGAUCGACUCUGUCGGCCUCCGCGAUGUCACGGACGAGAGGAGGAGACCGUUCCUGCCCGGAAAGCCGCACAACUUUACCUCGAAGGACCUCUACCCCGAGGCUGAGAUCAGGGUGAAGCGUCCACUGGUCGGCCCGCGGCGCAAGGUUGCCAAGCAGAUCGACCCCUUCUUCCUCCGUGGCGAGAACCCGAUGGACCACAUCAACAACCCGCUCAUGUCCUACGCCUUCCUCAACCCCCUCGGCAUGAUCAAGGGCCGCAACUUGACCGGUCUCACGUGGAAGAGCCAGCGCCGUGUCGGCAAGAUGAUCCGCCGCGCGCGUCACAUGGGCAUCAUCCCCAAGUGGGCCGCUCAGCCCCGGCCCGGCGGGCUCGGCGACCGCGACUUUGCGCGCCGCACGUAA